AUGGCGGGAGAGCGGAACAUUCUACUCCUACUAGGCUGUGCUGCGUACGUUGCGGGGACACUCCCGCCGCCCACAGACAUUCAGAUCUCGGCGCUGGGCCUGGGGAGGGUCAAUGUGAGUUGGACGUACAACCCCCCCCAAGAAGGACAUCACGUAUUGGGUGAAGGUGAAGACCCCCGGACCUGGAGGACACGGAGGAGGAGGAGUCGGAAUACCCCAGUGACACCUUCGUCAUGUUCGAGUGGCUGGCCGUUCCCCGUGGUCUGAGUGUGGAAGUGGCAGCGAUAGUCAUGACAAGCGGAGAUCACGGAGGUUAUGAAGUUGCACAAGAGAUCGGAGAAUGGGCCUCAGCAGAUCUGCCGCCACUUCCAGGAGAUGAAGGGACGGCGCCAACAAACCUCAGGUGUAGCUUACACUUCGAUGAGCCUGGGAGGUGUUGGCUUCACUGUGAUUGGCUCCCUGGAGAGAAGGCUCCAUUGGAUACACAGUAUUACCUUUGCUUCAGACAUUUGUAUCGGACUCAGAAUUGCCUCAUCUAUGUGACGGAGCCGGGAGGGGGGAGAUCGAUCGGCUGCCGAACUCUCUUCAGUGACACCAGGUUAGAUCUGUUCUACUUCCUGGUUCACAUCAACGGGUCCAGCCAGAGCCGGCAGAUCCGCGCCACGGAACACGUACUUCACAUUCUGGAGGCAGAAGUGAUCCCUCCAGUGUGGAAUCUGAGCAUACAGGAGCACAAAGGCCUGAGCUGGACGAAGCCCAUCGGGUCCAUGCCGGACGAUUGCUUCAACUACCAGAUCAACAUCUGGUCAAAGGGCAAAAACGAAACGAUCAUAGUCGGCAAAGACCAGAACUUUUGGAAUGAAGAUCUGAAGGAGCCCCCCAACAAGGUCCAUGUGCGGGUCAGAGCGGUGGGGAAGUUGCCCUGCUGGAGGAUGGAGAAGUACAGCUCCUGGACGGAGGUCCUACAUGUAGAGGAGAAGGAUGAGGACAUGCUGUGGAUCACACUGACCGUGUGUCUUUUUCGUAGCGUGCCUGGCUCUUUUUUCUGCUCUGCCUACGGU
This is a messenger RNA of Staurois parvus, 1061 nucleotides long. Lineage: Eukaryota; Metazoa; Chordata; Amphibia; Anura; Ranidae. The record is from the annotation of a GenBank genome assembly.